Messenger RNA from Chanos chanos (milkfish), 810 nucleotides. RefSeq names its product troponin T type 1 (skeletal, slow) (gene tnnt1). Gene Ontology annotation, molecular function: troponin T binding; tropomyosin binding. Gene Ontology annotation, cellular component: troponin complex. The record is from RefSeq and is a predicted model, not a curated record. Bases 1 to 810 code for a protein of 269 amino acids. NCBI's taxonomy places the organism in Eukaryota, Metazoa, Chordata, Actinopteri, Gonorynchiformes, Chanidae. Gene Ontology annotation, biological process: regulation of muscle contraction; sarcomere organization; slow-twitch skeletal muscle fiber contraction. The transcript is spliced from 13 exons.
AUGUCCGACGUCGAGGAAGAAUAUGAGGAGCAGGCAGAGGAGGUAGAGGAGGAGCAGGAGGCAGAAGCUGAAGAGGAGCCCCAGCAGGAAGAUGAUGCAGGAGAACAACAAGAGUACACAGAGUACCAAGAGGAGGAACGACCACGUCCCAAACCCAUGGUCCCACAGUUAGCCCCACCCAAGAUCCCAGAGGGUGAGCGGGUUGACUUUGAUGAUAUUCAUCGAAAGAGGAUGGAGAAAGACUUCCUUGAGCUGCAAACGCUGAUUGACGCCCAUUUUGAACAGAGGAAGAAAGAGGAAGAGGAACUGAUUGCCCUGAAGGAGAGAAUUGAACGGCGCCGGUCGGAGAGAGCAGAACAGCAGCGCGUUCGAGCUGAAAAAGAGAGGGACAGGCAAACGAGAAUCGCGGAGGAACGCCAAAGGAAAGAGGACGAGGAGGCGAAAAAGAGGGCGGACGAUGAAGCCAAAAAGAAGAAAGUUUUAUCCAACAUGGGAGCCAAUUUUGGAGGCUUUCUGGCCAAGGCUGAGCAGAGAAGAGGGAAGCGUUUAACUGGCAGAGAGAUAAAGAGGAAAACCCUGUCUGAGAGACGUGCUCCUCUGAGCAUUGACAAUAUGAGGGAGGAUGGGCUGAGGCAAAGAGCUCAGGAGAUGUGGAACUGGAUCUACCAGUUGGAAUCAGAGAAGUUUGACUUCAUGGAUCAGAUGAAGAAACAGAAGUAUGAGAUCAUUGUUCUUCUGAACAGGAUUUCCCACGCUCAGAAAUUCAAAAAAGGCCAUGGAAAGGGAAAGGUCGGCGGUCGUUGGAAGUAA